This is a messenger RNA of Fusarium sp. VM40, 1929 nucleotides long. NCBI's taxonomy places the organism in Eukaryota, Fungi, Ascomycota, Sordariomycetes, Hypocreales, Nectriaceae. The record is from the annotation of a GenBank genome assembly.
AUGCUGGAGCUUCGACAGGGCUUCAGAGAUCUUUUGCAGGCCCUCGAGCUAUUGAGGACUGCACCCGAGGAUAGCGUCGAUGCUAUGCUGCAGGACUUGCGCAGUAAAGCCUCCGUGUCUGAGUUUCUGCAAUCUGUCAGUUCUGGCACGGUGGCAACAUCUUCACCGGUCAACCCUCUAGCCGCAAGUCUUGCAGAAGCUCUAGCCGACUCACGAAUAGAACUGGACCUCAACAUGCGUUAUCCCGGAGCUUUCCCUUCUUUAGAGACACUUCAGAUUACGGAUGUAGACUUAGGCCUCUUGGCUGCUCACAGACGGCCCGGGCUAACAAACCAGCAAACAACCAUGCCGUUGUCGCCUUACUCCCCGUCAGAUCAACCUAGCCGAAGAUCCGGAACGCCAACCACUUCCGAAUCAUGGUCGACACCAAGUGAUUCCACCGGAGACGCUGGACAGCGUGUGGACCCAAGACUGGAGUUUCUCAAAAUAUGGCAAUGGACUUCUGUGCCUGUUCCCGACUUACUUGCAGCGCAGGCAAUAUCCUUUUAUCUUGUUAACGAGCACCCUGUUCUCGCAUUUUUCGAUGCAGAUUUGAUGAUAAGAGAUCUCGUAUCGGGUGGAGGGCGGUUCUGCUCGCCACUCUUCGUUAGUUCACUACUUGCUUGGUCUUGCGCCUCAUACUCACAGUUCGAGCCAAGGGCACGAUCGCUGUCUCUUGAGUUUCUCAAAGAGGCGGAGGUACGUUGGAAGGAAUUGCCAGGCCACAACAGCGUCACCACACUCUCAUCUGCAAUGCUUCUCGUUUUGACAUGUAACCAAAAUGGCCAAGAUCGAGUGGGUCUUAACUAUCUUAAUGCCAGCGCUGAAAUAGGUCUUCGUCUUGGACUAUUCGGCGACAAAGAUACUCCGAUGUCUGAUCUCGAUGACGCAGAAUCACGGUCUGCAGCGUCAUUUGCAGCUUGGGGUGUUUUUGGGUGGCAUAGCUUGCACUCAAUCAACUUUCGAGCAGAACACCAAAUCCGUCAUCCUUCAUCUUUACCAAUACCGGGAGAUGCGACUGGGCCACCACUGAACGACUCUAUGGGAAGCACCUUCACAUGGAUCUCUAAAUUCUGGCUGAUCAUACACGAAACCUUCAAAGAUGGUUACAACAACUUCAGCCAGCAGCCCAUGUCUAACGCACAUCGGAUGUAUCAGUUGCUACUUGACUGGGCCGACAAUCUACCAGAAGAUGCCAAGAGGAGUGAUAAUUGUCCGCAUCAUGUUUUGAUACUGCACAUUUGGUAUCAUACUGCGAUCAUUGACAUCUGGCGGCCGUACCUGGAAGCUCGCAGCGACGGAUACGCAGCACCGGACUCUGAAGAAUAUGCCGCACACGAGGCCUCUGCGAAACAGUUAAAACGACUUGUAUACCUAUAUCGAUUGAGAUUCGAAUCGACACACCAGACCAUGUUCAUCACACCUGGACUAAUUACAUUGAUCAACGAGAUCUUUCGAAAACCUGACGCACCCGACGCCCAGUUCUGGUUCAUCCUCACUGCUCGAGGGUGCCUUUCCAUAGCAUCCUGGUGCAAAGGACUUCGCGGAAUCACAGAAGGCUUGAUGACGAUGGGAUGGCGCAACGGUACUUUCAAGCGCGAGGGUUGGGUCGAGAACAGCUUGGUAGAGGACGUUCGAUCAACGACCCGAGCUUUGUUGCAAGACGGCAGCUACAGUAGUCUUUAUCCGAUCAGCCUUGAUUCAGUAAGCGAGAACAUCGACGACAUUGGCAUGGAGGCGUUGGCAGGGGAGUUUCAGCGGCUGAACGCACAAAAUGAGCCGCGAGGCAAAGAGGCGGCGGUUCCAAGUGAGCAGCAUGUCUGGAAGGGAGAUCCCCGUGACUUGAGUCUUACGUUGACGGAAGCGACGGAAGAGGAGGAAUACACUUAG